Adineta ricciae is the source of this 873-nucleotide messenger RNA. The record is from the annotation of a GenBank genome assembly. NCBI's taxonomy places the organism in Eukaryota, Metazoa, Rotifera, Eurotatoria, Adinetida, Adinetidae.
AUGGAUCAUCAUUUUAUCAAUAUAAUCCUUGUUGGCUUAGCUUUUAUGAUUCUAUUUACAGCUUUUCAAGCGACAGGCAUGAUCGCACCAAGUGUUCUUGAGGGUGUGAAGAAUGACACAGUUAAUGGAACGAGUUUUCAAGGAAGUGGUUACAUCAGCCUUGCGAUUGUUUAUACGUUAUUUACUAUUGCAAAUAUAUUUGCUCCUGUCGUCGUAUCGAUAUGUGGAUCGUCCAUAUCGAUGUUUAUUGGCGGAAUUACUUGUUUCUUAUAUGUUCUUUCAUUCAUUUCGCCGAUGGUUUGGUCGUAUUAUCUAGUCUCGAUUCUAUUCGGAAUUGGUGCCGCUAUUCUUUGGACAGCACAGGGUGUUUAUCUAUCGAGAAAUUCUAACGAAAUGACGAUAAGUCGGAAUACAGGUGUAUUUUGGGCAAUGUAUCAAUCGAGUCUCAUUCCAGGUAAUCUAUACGUGUAUUUAUCUAUUGAUACAGAAAUGAUUACUCGAUCAGUACGAUAUCCAUUAUUCACUGUGUUUUCCAUCGUUUCUGCUCUUGGAAUCGCUUGUUUCGGUUUGGUCAUUUGGCGAACUUUUAGUGAACGACGACGAGUGAAUUCGGAGUUAUUGAAAAACGAAGAGAAAAUCAGUUGCGUCGAUAUCGUGGAAACAUUAAAGAUAGCACUUCGACUUCUAAAAACUCGAAAUAUGCUUCUUCUUCUAAUACCGUUUGGUUAUACUGGUUUUGCCUUAACUUUCUUUCAAACUGUUUAUCCAACAUGUAUUGGCCAUUUGAUCAAAUAUGGAGACAAACGUAAACGAUUGAUUGGCCUCCAUGGAAUCCUUGUUGGAGUUGCAGAAAUAUUUGGCAAGUUACAUUAA